UCCCACACACAACCCCCCCCCCAAAAAAAAAAAAAAGAAAAAAAGAAAGAAAGAAAGAAAAAAAAAAGGGUUAAAUAACCUCUCAUCUCCUUUCUCUUCUUUCUUUUGCUUCUCCUAAACCCUAAUUCUGAUCAUUUUGGGACUCAGGAGAAGAAACCUCUCAAAACUGCCCCCCAGGCCUCAACUAUCACCAUCUUUUUACGAAGGAAAAGCGAAAUCUUAUUUGUUGAUUGCAACUCUCUCUUAAUUUCUUUUAAAAAAUCUCCGCAAAAAGCUCCAUCACCUUUAAUAUUCUACUCGAUCAUCAAAAAGCAUGGAUCAUUCCGCGAACAACAGCGGAAGUAUGCAAUCUUCCAGCUGUGGCGAGGAUCAAGAUUAUGACUCACGAAACGAGUCGAUCUCUCCUUUGUUCAACUCUAGCUUCGCAAUCUCAAACAACCCUUACCCACCACCACAACCACAACCACAACCACAACCACAACCACAACCACAGCCCACUUUAUUUGACCCUCAGCUACAAUCCCACAAUCUCCAUCCCUUUUCACAUUCCCCUGCAGCAAACCAGCUCGAUCUGGUUUGGUCCAGAUCCGAGCCCAAUUACUCUACCCUCGGAAACCUCACGCCCCUAUCACCAUCAUCAUCGUCGUUUCCACCACCAAACCAAUCUCACCUAGCUCUUAGUCAAGGCCCCAACCAAGCCCCAUUACAGUCUCUUGACGGAAAUAGCCCCAGAGUUGCACUGACUUCUGUUUCUGAUCACCAAAACCAGACAACCAACGCGGGAAAGAGUUCUAGGAAGCGGACCCGAGCCUCGAGGCGGGCCCCCACCACCGUUCUCACCACGGACGCGUCAAACUUCCGGCAGAUGGUUCAGGAGUUCACCGGGAUCCCCGCGCCGCCUUUCUCUGCCUCGCCCUACGCUCGCCGCCUCGAUCUGUUUGGCGUCGGCGGUGGCGGCUCGACCCUGAGAUCCGGUCAUUUAGAUGCACUUGGACCACUUUACCCUUUUCGACCGUCGGCCCAAAAGGUUCAACAAAACCCGUUGGUAUCGUCAACUUCCUCUUCUUCGUCUCCCUCAAUGAUGUUGAACAAUACUAUGGCUUCUACUACCAAUAAUAACGAUGCUAAUACUUUUUCAAGUAACUACCAAAUGAAUAUGCAGAACCCAAUUCUUACUUCUGCAUUUCAGUCCUUGUUACAAUCCAAUGGGUCCCAUUUGGGAACAAAGUCUCAAGGGAGUUUAGGGAUUGCUUCUAUGGAUCAUGAAUUGGGUAUGGGUCAACAACAUGUGAAUGCAACAAGUCUCUGUGAGUUUUCAAUGCAAGUGGGGGGGAGCACUAACAACAAUUUGACAAGAUCAAUAUGGAGAGGGGAAGAGGGUGCUAAUGAUGAUCAAGAUCAACAUUUGGGUUCUUUUAAUGGGACUAACGGCAGCCCGCAAAACGGCACAGGUAUCUAUAAGGUGAGUUGUUCAGAUUUCCGUUCCGAGAAGAGAAUGGAAAAUAUUUCCUCAAGGAACGAAGGUACGGUGGAUUCCUGGAUUUGCCCUUCGGAUUAAUUAGGAUUUUUCAUUAAUUUUGAGGAAAUAUGGGGAAUGGAUCAAGAGGAUUUUUGUGAGAAGUGGUGAUUGAUUUAGGCUGUCUUUGAUGAUUAUUAUUAGUAGUAAUAAUAAUAAUAAACCCGAAUCCACCACUUUUUCAGUUAAGUUAAGAUUCGGCAUCAUGUUAUCGCCAUAUAUGUCACGUGUAAAUAUAUACUAGUAGCAUCUUUCCUUCUUUUGUGAUCUUUCUUAUAUCCAUUAAUUAUUACUUCAUUAUCAAGAAUAAUGCUUGCAGAAUUUUGAUUCUA
Molecule: messenger RNA, 1848 nt
Organism: Rhododendron vialii
Lineage: Eukaryota; Viridiplantae; Streptophyta; Magnoliopsida; Ericales; Ericaceae
Exons: 1
Coding region: 314-1558 (414 amino acids)
Source: RefSeq, a predicted model, not a curated record